This is a messenger RNA of Parnassius mnemosyne (clouded apollo), 1254 nucleotides long. Lineage: Eukaryota; Metazoa; Arthropoda; Insecta; Lepidoptera; Papilionidae. The record is from the annotation of a GenBank genome assembly.
AUGGAUAAACUAAAUUUUCACUCAGAAAUGUUGAGCAAGUGCAGAACUGCUGGCGAUGGCAUGGAAUCAUCUGAUUGUGUUUCAGAAAAUAGGCCAAAAGUAGAUCUAAGGCGUAAUGUUGUAUCUAACAAUACAGACUCUCUUAUCGCUGGCCGCUUAGUUCAAGUGUAUCCUUCUAAAAUAAUUACAUCAGAAAAGAAAACUUCUCAAAUAUAUUCUAAAAGUCCUAAAUUUGUUCCUUAUGAGCCAUAUCCUGGGGCUGUUAAGCCUAUAACUCAUCAGGCUAUGUCAAAAAAUACAAAGAAAUCAAGAAACAACAUGGAUAUCAACACAUUAAUAUCUCAGAUGUCACAAAUGGAUACCAAUCUAAAUGAGUUCAAGCCAAGGGCAAAGUUACCAUCUGUUAUUGACAAAUCUAUAGAAGAUAAUGAAAAAAAUGAUGAGAAUAAAAGUUUACAAAAAAAGCUUGGUGACUCUAUACAAGAAAAUGAAACAUUAAAAGAACAAUUAAAGCAACAAGUUCAGGUCAACAAGGAGCUUAAGACAAUGUUGGUAGCUUCUAUGGGAGAGGACCUUGAAACACAGGUUCAGUCACUUAAUGAGGAUAAAAAGCACCUAGCAAAUGCUUUACUUAAUUCAGCUACACACCUUUCAACGCAUCAGGAACAAACUGAGUGGCUCGCAGGACAAUGUGAAGUAUGGCGAAGUAAAUUUCUUGCUAGCAGUUUAAUGGUAGAAGAACUGGCUGCUUGUAAAAAAUUACUCACUGAGAAAACUAUAAAAUUACAGCAAGCAAUGAAACAAUUGCUAGACGAAAGAUAUAGAGCAAGGGAUAUGAUGCUUUGCACAUAUAGAAAUUUGUACAGUCUUCACGAGAAGUGGCUUGAGAACAUUGCCAUAUCAGAAUACAUGGGCAACAAUAAAAUGUACAACAUGCCAAUAGGCAAUUUGAACUUUUCUGCAACACUGCCCCAUUCCACAAAUAUUUUAGACAUGGCAUCAGUGAAUUUGAAAUUGUCAGAGAACAUCAGUAGCUCUGUUGAUAAACAAGACAUCAGUCACCUUAAUGCAUUACCCACGGCUACUGAAACUGAAAUGCAUGCUGAAAAUGUAAUGGCCUUGCCGCUUGAAGUCAAAAGGGAAAAUGAGGAACCAGUGAAUGCACUCGUAAAUCAUGCGUACAAUAACAGCUCAAAUGUUUCACCGCCGGUUGCUUCUUGCGUGCACUGCAAUGGAAAAGUGCAAUUAUUAUAA